CCUAUAUCUUCCCUUCCCUCGGCUGCUUUCCUGUCAAGGCUAGGCGUGCCCCAUAUAGCAAGGGGGAAAGGCAGGGGAAGAAACAGAUCUCUGACAGCCUACUUUGCUCUUGCUUGCUCUACCCAAAGAUGUCUUAUGACCCUUCCUUCAUCAGCACAAGACCUGGAGAGGAUCUUGAGGGUGGCAGCUUCUUGGAGGAAAGCAGCGGUGUGGGUGAUGACAGUAGUGUCCUGGGAGGGGACAGCCCGGUCACGGGGCCUCUGGGUGCAGUGCUGCUCAUCAUGUGCCUCACUGGGAUGGUGGGGAACAUCUACACCGUGCUGGUGGCCUCUGGCAGGGUGUCAGGCCACUCAGCGGGCUCCUUGGGGGUCUAUGUGAUCAACCUUGCCCUGGCUGAUCUCCUGUACCUCUCCACCAUCCCCUUUGUGGUCUGCACCUACUUUGCCCAUGACUGGUUCUUCGGGGACGUGGGCUGCAGGCUUUUGCUCAGCCUGGACCUCCUCACCAUGCACGCCAGCAUCUUCCUCCUGACCGCCAUGAGCCUGGAGAGGUACUGGGCAGUGGCCAGGCCGCUGCGGGCCAGGCAGGCCGGCAACGCUUGCCGCAAGCUGGCCAGCGCCGUCCUCUGGCUCCUCUCGCUCCUGCUUACGGCUCCCAUGAUGGUGAUGACCCAGCUGCGGGAGGGGGACGGCCCCCACAAGCGCAUAUGCAUUCCCACCUGGACACCGGCAGCCUUCCGGAUCUACCUGACAGUGCUCUUCACCACCAGCAUCCUGGCACCCGGCGUGGUGCUGGGCAUCGUCUACACCCGCCUGGCCCGUGCAUACCGCUCCUCUGCAUGGGGCCCGGGGCUGCCGGUGGCCGGCAGGGCCCCUGCCCGGCAGCUCUUCUCCAGGAUCUCCACCAUCGUGGUGGCCUACUGGGCCUGCUUCCUCCCCUUCUGGGCCUGGCAGCUGGCUGGGCUCUAUUGGGGUGAGGGGCUGGGCAUUGGUCCCACCACACAAGCCUAUCUCAACUUUGGGGUCACCUGCCUGGCCUACAGCAAUAGCUGCGUCAACCCCUUCCUCUACACCCUGCUCGCUGGCAGCUACCACCGGCGCCCCAGGGUGGGCAUGACACGGCCACCAGCACCAUCCUAGGGGCCAUGGAGGGGCCAGGGGGAGGCCACAGCAUCCCUCCAGCUUUAUAGAAUUAUAGAAUCACAGACUGGUUUGAGUUGGAAAGGACCUUAAGAUCAUCU
Messenger RNA from Strigops habroptila (Kakapo), 1240 nucleotides. RefSeq names its product urotensin-2 receptor-like. The record is from RefSeq and is a predicted model, not a curated record. Gene Ontology annotation, biological process: neuropeptide signaling pathway; blood vessel diameter maintenance; regulation of blood pressure. Gene Ontology annotation, cellular component: membrane. Gene Ontology annotation, molecular function: urotensin II receptor activity. The transcript has a single exon. The coding region runs from base 129 to 1139 and encodes 336 amino acids. NCBI's taxonomy places the organism in Eukaryota, Metazoa, Chordata, Aves, Psittaciformes, Psittacidae.